AUGCCUCCAGCAUACAAACGCCUCGAUCGGGAUGACUGUGUUUUCUUGUUUAUCGACCAUCAGUCUGGGCUUAUUCAGUUGGUGCGCGACUUCGAACCUACUGAGUUCCGGACCAAUGUAUUGGGAUUGGUGAAAACCGCAGCUUAUUUCAACGCGCCCUCAGUCCUGACUACCUCGUUCGACACUGGUCCCAAUGGUCCAAUUGCUCAGGAACUCGUGGAUGCAUUGCCGAAUGCUCCCCUGAUCCGGAGACCAGGACAAGUGAAUGCCAUGGACAAUGACGACUUUGUCAACGCGGUAAAAGCAACAGGGAAGAAACAGGUGAUCAUCAGUGGAGUCCUCACUGAGAUCUGCGUCGCAUUCCCAGCACUGAGUCUAAUUGAGCAAGGAUACGAUGUAUUCGUGGUAACGGAUGCUUCCGGGACCUUCAAAGAACAUACCCGUGAAGCGGCUCACAAGCGGAUGACGCAAGCGGGCGUACAGCUGUUAAAUUGGGCAGCGGUGGCUGCUGAGCUGCAGCGAGAUUGGCGCCGAGACAUCGAAGGGUUUGGCAAGCUUUGGACGGAUCAUGUGCCUGGAUACUGGUGUUUGAUGCAGAGUUAUUCUAAUAACCCGGCAAGCAACGAAUAA
Messenger RNA from Aspergillus oryzae RIB40, 630 nucleotides. Its product is annotated as hydrolase. The record is from RefSeq and is a predicted model, not a curated record. Bases 1 to 630 code for a protein of 209 amino acids. The transcript is spliced from 3 exons. NCBI's taxonomy places the organism in Eukaryota, Fungi, Ascomycota, Eurotiomycetes, Eurotiales, Aspergillaceae.